Messenger RNA from Perognathus longimembris pacificus (Pacific pocket mouse), 6803 nucleotides. It is a transcript of the gene Med14, whose product is annotated as mediator complex subunit 14. The record is from RefSeq and is a predicted model, not a curated record. The transcript is spliced from 32 exons. Bases 195 to 4616 code for a protein of 1473 amino acids. Gene Ontology annotation, biological process: regulation of transcription by RNA polymerase II. Gene Ontology annotation, molecular function: transcription coregulator activity. Gene Ontology annotation, cellular component: mediator complex; core mediator complex. NCBI's taxonomy places the organism in Eukaryota, Metazoa, Chordata, Mammalia, Rodentia, Heteromyidae.
CCCUGGGCCCGGCGGGCUUCUCACUAAAUGGGGGCGGGCCUCCACGGUCCGAGUACUGCUUCCUGUUCGCUGGUGGCUCGGCGGUAGGCAGAGGCCACCGUUGCCCGCGCCCGCUGCCUGCGCGGUGACCGAGUCCCCCUGAGGCUCCAGGGCCGCAUCGUGGGCCGUUGCGCCAAGCCUGGCCCUGCCCUGCCAUGGCCCCUGUGCAACUGGAGAACCACCAGCUGGUCCCGCCUGGAGGCGGCGGCGGUGGCAGUGGCGGCCCCACGUCUGCCCCAGCACCACCUCCUCCAGGAGCUGCUGUGGCGGCGGCAGCCGCGGCGGCGGCUAGCCCUGGCUACCGACUGAGCACUCUGAUCGAAUUUCUGCUGCACCGGGCCUACUCGGAGCUCUUGGUGUUGACAGACUUAUUGCCAAGGAAAUCUGAUGUGGAAAGGAAAAUAGAAAUUGUACAGUUUGCUAGCCGAACACGCCAACUCUUCGUUCGAUUAUUAGCUUUAGUAAAAUGGGCGAAUGAUGCUGGCAAAGUGGAAAAAUGUGCGAUGAUCUCAAGCUUUUUAGAUCAGCAAGCUAUCUUGUUUGUGGAUACCGCUGAUCGCCUGGCGUCAUUAGCUAGAGAUGCGCUAGUCCAUGCACGCUUGCCUAGUUUUGCCAUCCCAUAUGCCAUUGAUGUACUAACUACUGGCUCUUAUCCACGCCUACCAACCUGCAUUAGGGAUAAAAUUAUUCCUCCAGAUCCAAUUACCAAAAUUGAGAAACAAGCCACACUUCAUCAGCUUAAUCAAAUUCUUAGACAUCGACUUGUAACUACAGAUCUUCCUCCUCAGCUAGCAAAUCUUACUGUGGCAAAUGGCCGUGUGAAAUUUCGAGUUGAAGGAGAAUUUGAAGCCACCUUGACAGUGAUGGGAGAUGAUCCAGAUGUACCGUGGCGUCUUCUCAAGCUAGAAAUUCUAGUUGAAGAUAAGGAAACAGGAGAUGGGAGAGCUCUGGUUCAUAGUAUGCAAAUCAACUUUAUCCAUCAGCUGGUGCAGUCUCGGCUCUUUGCUGAUGAGAAACCUCUUCAGGACAUGUACAAUUGCCUACAUUCUUUCUGCUUGUCACUUCAAUUAGAAGUGUUACAUUCUCAGACUCUAAUGUUAAUCCGAGAACGGUGGGGAGACCUUGUGCAGGUAGAAAGGUAUCAUGCUGGAAAAUGCCUUUCCCUCUCAGUUUGGAAUCAACAGGUUCUUGGGAAAAAAAUAGGAAUAGCAUCUGUUCACAAAGUUAUAAUUAAAAUUGAUGAGAAUGAUGUCUCCAAGCCUUUACAGAUUUUUCAUGAUCCUCCUUUGCCAGCUUCUGAUUCCAAAUUAGUAGAAAGAGCCAUGAAGAUUGACCACUUAUCAAUAGAAAAACUCCUGAUUGACAGUGUCCACGCAAGAGCUCACCAGAAGCUCCAAGAACUGAAGACCAUUCUUAGAGGCGUCAAUGCAAAUGAAAACUGUAGGAAUUUUUGGUGUAUAGAAAUGUUUCAAAAAUCAGCACCCCUACUUCAAAUCUCUUCCAUAGAGACUGCACUGCCAGCUAUUGUUGUUCCCAUCCUGGAGCCCUGUGGUAAUUCGGAGUGUCUACACAUUUUUGUAGAUUUGCAUUCUGGAAUGUUCCAAUUUAUGCUUUAUGGACUUGACCAGGCCACACUGGAUGAUAUGGAGAAAUCUGUGAAUGAUGACAUGAAACGGAUUAUUCCUUGGAUCCAGCAACUGAAGUUUUGGCUUGGAAAACAGCGUUGUAAACAAUCUAUAAAACAUUUACCCACAAUAAGCACUGAAACAUUGCAACUUUCCAAUUACUCAACUCAUCCUAUUGGAAAACUUUCUAAAAACAAGCUAUUUAUUAAACUUACCCGUCUUCCACAAUACUACAUCGUCGUGGAGCUGCUAGAGGUUCCAAAUGAACCUACACAACUGUCAUACAAGUACUACUUCAUGUCUGUGAGUACUCCAGAUCGUGAAGAUGGGCCUGUUAUGGCACUGCUCCUGCAGCAGUUCAAGGAAAAUGUCCAGGACGUGGUUUUGUGUACAAAACCCGGGAAACCAGCCAAAACUGGUACCAAGCGCAAGUUGUCUGAUGAUUCAUGUCCAGUGGAAUCCAAGAAAACCAAACGACCAGGAGAAACGUGUGCCUUCAAUAAAGUUCUAGCUCACUUUGUCGCUAUGUGUGAUACAAACAUGCCAUUUGUAGGACUUCGGUUAGAGUUGUCGAAUCUGGAGAUUCCACAUCAAGGGGUGCAAGUGGAAGGUGAUGGCUUCAGCCAUGCAAUUCGUUUAUUAAAAAUUCCUCCCUGUAAGGGUGUAAAUGAGGAGACCCAAAAGGCUCUAGACCGCUGUCUUCUCGAUUGCACUUUCCGAUUACAAGGCCGAAAUAAUCGUACAUGGGUGGCAGAGUUAGUGUUUGCAAAUUGUCCACUUAAUGGCACUUCUACCAGGGAACAAGGACCAUCCCGGCAUGUUUACCUGACAUAUGAAAAUCUGUUGUCUGAACCUGUUGGUGGUAGAAAAGUUGUUGAAAUGUUCCUUAAUGACUGGAAUAGCAUUGCACGAUUAUAUGAGUGUGUGUUGGAAUUUGCACGUUCUUUACCAGACAUACCUGCUCACCUAAAUAUUUUCUCAGAAGUUCGUGUUUAUAAUUACCGAAAGCUUAUUCUAUGUUAUGGAACCACCAAGGGAAGCUCAAUUAGUAUCCAGUGGAAUUCUAUCCAUCAGAAAUUUCACAUUUCUUUGGGAACAGUUGGUCCUAACUCAGGUUGCAGUAACUGUCACAAUACAAUUCUCCAUCAGCUUCAAGAAAUGUUCAACAAGACACCAAAUGUGGUUCAGUUAUUACAGGUACUGUUUGAUACUCAGGCUCCAUUAAAUGCCAUCAACAAACUCCCCACUGUGCCGAUGUUGGGCUUAACCCAGAGAACCAACACCGCCUACCAGUGCUUCUCUAUUCUGCCACAAUCAUCCACGCACAUCAGACUGGCCUUCAGGAACAUGUACUGCAUUGACAUCUACUGCCGGAGUCGAGGCGUUGUGGCUAUACGAGAUGGUGCCUAUAGUCUUUUUGAUAACAGCAAGUUAGUUGAAGGUUUUUAUCCUGCACCAGGAUUGAAGACAUUCCUGAAUAUGUUUGUUGACAGCAAUCAGGAUGCUCGAAGAAGGUCUGUGAAUGAGGAUGAUAAUCCUCCUUCUCCUAUAGGAGGAGAUAUGAUGGACUCCUUAAUAUCACAACUCCAGCCGCCGCCCCAGCAACAGCCAUUUCCAAAGCAACCAGGAACAUCAGGCGCUUAUCCUCUUACUUCCCCUCCUGCUUCUUACCACAGCACAGUCAAUCAGUCUCCCUCUAUGAUGCACACACAGUCUCCAGGAAAUCUGCAUGCUGCCAGCUCCCCCAGUGGGGCUUUGAGGGCCCCAUCACCAGCGUCAUUUGUUCCAACUCCUCCCCCAUCCUCGCAUGGAAUCUCAAUAGGACCAGGGGCCAGUUUUGCUAGUCCACAUGGAACUCUUGACCCUAGUUCCCCAUAUACUAUGGUGUCACCAAGUGGUCGAGCAGGGAAUUGGCCGGGAUCUCCUCAAGUGUCUGGCCCCUCACCAGCUACCCGUUUGCCUGGAAUGUCACCAGCCAACCCAUCACUACAUUCUCCAGUUACAGAUGCUUCUCAUUCUCCUCGAGCUGGAACAAGUUCCCAGACAAUGCCAACAAACAUGCCUCCACCUCGUAAACUACCUCAGCGCUCUUGGGCGGCAUCCAUACCUACCAUCCUCACUCAUAGUGCCUUGAACAUUUUACUACUGCCCUCUCCAACACCAGGCCUCGUGCCUGGCCUGGCAGGUAGUUACCUUUGUUCUCCACUUGAGAGGUUUCUUGGAUCCGUCAUCAUGAGAAGACACCUUCAAAGAAUUAUUCAACAAGAAACGCUGCAGCUAAUAAAUUCCAAUGAACCUGGAGUAAUCAUGUUUAAGACUGACGCACUGAAAUGCAGAGUAGCCCUUAGUCCCAAAACCAACCAGACCCUUCAGCUAAAAGUGACACCUGAAAAUGCAGGACAGUGGAAACCUGAUGAACUUCAAGUUUUAGAGAAAUUCUUUGAAACAAGAGUUGCUGGACCACCAUUUAAAGCCAAUACAUUAAUAGCUUUCACCAAGCUAUUAGGAGCCCCUACACACAUCCUCAGAGACUGUGUGCAUAUUAUGAAGCUAGAACUGUUUCCUGACCAGGCAACACAGCUAAAAUGGAAUGUUCAGUUUUGCCUGACGAUCCCUCCCAGUGCACCACCAAUUGCACCUCCUGGGACACCUGCUGUAGUGCUGAAAUCCAAAAUGCUGUUCUUUCUUCAACUAACUCAGAAAACAUCAGUCCCUCCCCAAGAACCUGUUAGUAUUAUAGUUCCCAUCAUUUAUGACAUGGCUUCAGGUACAACCCAGCAGGCAGACAUUCCCAGACAGCAGAACUCUUCUGUUGCUGCUCCCAUGAUGGUCAGCAACAUUCUAAAGAGGUUUGCAGAGAUGAACCCUCCACGACAAGGUGAAUGCACAAUAUUUGCAGCUGUUCGUGAUUUAAUGGCUAAUCUUACACUGCCCCCUGGUGGGCGUCCGUAGACACUAUUGUUUUUAAAACCAGGAAGGCUGACAAAUGUGACAAAACAACAAAAAAAUGAAUUCAGCCUUCAGGUUUAAAAAGGAAAAGGACUUUUUUUUUAAACUUUUAGAACUAAAUAUUCUAAACUGGCAAACAUUUUCAGGGUGCACUUCUUUCAUCAAAAAAGAUCAUCAAUUUUUUUGUAUAGUGAACUUGUAUAGUGUGGUUAAAUGGGGACACAUUUCAAACUAGGAUAAUACAUCAGUGUCCGCUUGCCAGUAAUAGAUUUAAUAUUCUGUUUUAUACUAUAAAGAUAUGAAAAUGCCAAACUUGUUUAUUUAAUUGUCUCCUUAUGUCUUGGGUGUAAUAGUCCUUUUUUAUUUUUGUUUUUGUUUUGUUUUUUUAAGGCAGGUCUGUCAUUUUUGAAUACUGUAAAACUGUGACAAACUUUAUAUUGGAGCUGUAUUUUAAUAUGACCGCUUUGAAUCCUUACACAAAAAUGUUCUGGGAGUCGUUAUAAACACAUCCCAAAGAAGCAAUAUUUAAUAAAGCUAGGUGAAAGGUGACACUCACUUAUGUGUGUAUAAUAAGCUCUAGGAUUUUUAUAGGGCCUCCUCCCUUCAUCCUUAACCUGAUGGAGAAAGUAAUUUUCUAAUAAUGUCUGAGAUUUGACCCAAAACAUCAGUUUCAAGGUUAAUUUUUUUCUUCAGACAUUCCUAACAAGUGGAGGUCACACUUAGCCCCUCAGUUAUCUUUCAUUGUAGAAAUUAAUUAUGAAAAGAACUGAGUUUUUGAGAAGAGACAGUGCUUUAUCUUGAGAAAGUCCUUCUCAUCUGUUGAGGAUAUGGGAGCUUUUUUGGUAGGCAAAUUUUAUUUACAGGAUACUUCUGCAUACAGCAUUAAUUAGGAAAUGAGGAAAUUUAAUGCUUGACCUUUGUGCGAAUUUUCUGUGGUAUUUCUUUACCUUCACUUCUCCUUGCCUUCCCCACCAAAAUUGGUGUUGUUUUGAACAAUCUUAAGUGAAUUCAUUGUCAACAAAAUAAUAGACUGUUUUACUUGCAAGAAACUUGGUCUAGUCAUUGUAAGAGUCCUCAAGACUCAGGGCCUAUGCAGGCAGGGGCCAGUGAAGUUUCUGAUGCAUAUCUCAGCGGAGUUUCUUUUUGGAAUGCUGAACUGUCUCUCCUAGUCAGGGACUUUUUAAGUUUCAAAGAACAUAAUCUGAAAUGACUGUCUUCUGGCGACUUAAUAUUGUUUGGGGGAAAAAUAAUUUAAGAUAAUAACAUGCUAAGUUAUUUAGUCACUGUAAUACUGGUUCUCGAUUAAAUUUUAGAUGCUUUGUCUAAUUCCACUUAAAGAUGAUUUAAUUACACUUUUAUAACUGUAAUCUCCAAGUUCUAGUUUCAAGCAUCUCACUGCCAACUGUAUCAUAUCUGUUCUUAACUUUGCUUGAUUCUCUAUUCAUUUCCGGUCAACGGUGAGACCUUUGUCUUCUGUGUCUUAUAUCUGCUUUCAUCUCCUGCUUCUCACCCAACUCUGCCACUGUUCCAGAGUAGGUGACUAAACUUUUAUCCUUCCUUUAACUUACCUUUUUAUCCUUCUGUUUUCAGUUCUCCUUAUAGUGAUUAUCACAUCAGUUUGGCAAUCUAAGAUGUCUUUUAUCAAGCGUCAGCCCUUUUCUAUUUGGAGCUGAAUUCUUUCUUUCAUGUAGAAAUCUACAUGUAUAUAUAAGAAAUGUAUUUUUAUCUGCAGGAUGAUAUUGUGUCACAUUUUAUUAAUAGAAUUAACUUUUCAGGUAUCUUCCUUUUUGAGUGUGAUUUUGAAAUGUUAACUGCAUUUUUAUACAUGAUGCAUUCAAUGAACUUUUUCUUAAUUAUGAAUGCAUUGUGCAAAUCAAAAGUAAGAUAGGAAUCAGCAAUUUUCUUUUGAUGCUUAUUAAGAGUAAAUCAAUGAAAUUGAAUUUUGAUAUGCUUGGUACUUGGAAUUGGUAUAUGCUUUAUUAAAGCUUGAAAAAUAUUUAGCAUUGGAAUCAUAAGUUUCAUCUCAAACCAUGUCUUUUGCCUCUUUUGUUACCCAGGUUUGAUCAAAGGGACUGGAUAUUCAUAGUGAUUUCCCUUAGUAGAUGGUUUGGGACUUAAUUUUAAGGUGUAUUCCAUGUAACUUUAGUAUUUACAGUAAUAAAUAAAAUUUAUACAAGCUUCAGAGAACUA